Molecule: messenger RNA, 1255 nt
Organism: Arabidopsis thaliana (thale cress)
Lineage: Eukaryota; Viridiplantae; Streptophyta; Magnoliopsida; Brassicales; Brassicaceae
Product: alpha/beta-Hydrolases superfamily protein
Exons: 5
Coding region: 16-1023 (335 amino acids)
Source: RefSeq, marked reviewed
AAAGAAGAAGAAUCAAUGGCGAGAACGAGAAUUAUAACGAACCGAUUUGAAUCUCGCUUUUUGAUUCGUUUCCUUGAAUCUCCGACUCUAUUCGCCUCUUGUUUCACGAGUUCCAGAUCUCUUCAAACCCUAGCCUACGAAGAAGUCCGAACCUCCGGUGAUCGGGAGUCUGAAUCUACAGCUCUCAUCCUUCAUGGCCUCCUCGGUUCCGGUCGCAACUGGAGAUCGUUUUCUCGCUCCCUUGCAUCAUCUCUCUCCGUCUCCUCUGCUUCUGAUUGGAAGAUGAUAUUGGUUGAUCUGAGGAACCAUGGGAGAUCUGCGGAAGUGGAAGGGCUUAAUCCGCCUCAUGAUCUUGUGAAUUCAGCUAAGGAUUUAGCUGAUUUGGUUAAAGCAAGUGGCUGGAAUUGGCCUGAUGUGGUCAUUGGUCACUCUUUGGGAGGUAAAGUGGCGUUGCAGUUCAUGGAGAGUUGUGCUCGUGGUGAUUUUGGUGAAUCUGCUUCUCCUCCUAAACAGCUAUGGGUACUAGACUCUGUCCCUGGGGAAGUCAAGGCAGAAAAAAGUGAUGGUGAAGUAGAGAAAGUUCUGAAGACUUUGCAGAGUUUACCUUCAUCAAUCCCUUCUCGCAAGUGGCUUGUUGAUCGUAUGGUCGAACUUGGGUUUUCAAGAUCAUUAUCCGAGUGGAUUGGCAGCAAUCUCAAGAGAUCUGGAGACUCAGAGACAUGGACCUUUAACCUUGACGGAGCUGUCCAAAUGUUCAACUCUUACAGAGAGACUUCUUACUGGUCUUUGCUAGAGAACCCGCCAAAAGAGACAGAGAUAAAUUUUGUGAUUGCAGAAAAGAGUGACCGAUGGGACAACGAUACAACCAAGCGGCUUGAAACAAUAGCUAACCAGAGACAGAAUGUAGCCGAAGGGAAGGUUGCGACUCAUCUUCUUCGUAACUCUGGCCAUUGGGUACACACAGACAAUCCAAAGGGACUCCUAGAGAUUGUGAGUCCCAACUUCUUCUCCCCACACGAGUAGACGAUGCGCUACGAAAAUGGCAUUAGUCUUUGCUUACAAUUUCACUCCUGUUCAGUAUCUAUAUGCAGAAAUAGCAAAUCCAAUCGCAACUAUUUUGACGAUGCGCGGUUUUUCCCGUUUGUGUUUCCUAAUUUUGCAUUAGCAUAUCCUUUCAACAAUGUACAAACGUUUAGGAGGAUCUAAUAACAUCAAUAAACUUAUCACAUUCAUAACUUUAUACACAAGAUUUGAA